AUGGUUUAUGAUCAGAAUGUCAUUCAAGAUCACAUUAUUGAUUUCUUUUCUAGUCUUUUUAGGGAUGAUGUUCCGUGCACAGUUGAUAGGGGCAUGCUUGAAGCGAUCAUUGAUGAUUGUGUGACUGAGGAGCAGAACGGAAUUCUCACUAGUAUUCCGGAUGAUAAGGAGAUUGCGCCGUCUGUCUUUGGGAUGGAUGCUAACAGUGCGCCAGGUCCGGAUGGGUUUUCUGGUGACUUCUUUCACAGCUGUUGGAGUAUUAUUAAAGCAUAUGUGGUUGUGGCCAUUCGUGCUUUUUUUCUUAAUAGUUAUUUGCCGGCUGGGUGUAAUGCGAGCACGCUGAUUCUUAUUCCUCAAAAGGACGCAGUAGAUACUAUGGUUGAUCUCCGGCCUAUCAUUCUCUCCAAUUUCUUCUUUAAAAUUGUUUCGAAGAUUUUAGCUAUGCGUUUAGGAGGGAUUGCCUCUCUUUGUGUCUCUCAGAAUCAGUUUCGGUUCAUCAGUGGUCCAUCCAUUCAUGAUUGUGCUUCGGGUGAAUGGCUAUCACGAGAGCUUAGUGGGUAUUUUGCUUGCUCCCGUGGUGUGAGGCAGGGGGACCCCCUUUCGCCUAUUCUUUUUGGUAUUGCUGAGGAUGUGCUCAACCACCUUUUCUUGAAUUAUGUGCAGUCGAGGUAUCUGAUUUCCAUGGAUUUUAGCCGCUCUGCGCACUUCCCAACGCAUCUCCUUUAUGCGGAUGAUAUUCUGAUUUUCUGCAAAGCUUCUGUGAAGAAUGCUCGGAAAAUCAAGGAGAUUUUGGAUUUGUAUGGAGAUCUUUCUAGGCAGAUCUGCAGCCUGGAGAAGUCUCGCAUUUUUUUCGCAAAUAGAGUUUCACCGGCGCUGAAACAUGGUAUUUUGCGCAAUCUUGGGUUUUCUAUGGGAGGGCUUUCGGUUACCUACUUGGGAGUUCCUCUUUUUGUUGGUCGGAUUAGGGCUUCGUAUUUUGCUGCCAUUCAUGAUCGCACUUUCAGAAAUUUGCUCGCUGGAAGGGGCUUCAUCUUUCUAUGGCUGGGCGCAUUUGUUUGGUUCGUUCUAUGGCCGAAGUCUCUGAUUUAUAGUCUAGAUCGAUGUUGUCGUAAUUUUAUCUGGUCCGGAAGCAUUGAUACGAACCCUUCUUGCUCUGGCAAAGAUUUUAUGGCCGAUAUUUUAAGAACGAGAUAUCUCAACUCUUUCAAUUAUGCUAAGCAUAAUCUAGGGUCUUCUCCUGUGUGGACGAGUGUUCAUGAUCAUGUGAACCAGUUGGUUGACGACUCCUAUUCGUAUAUUGGUUCGGGAGCUAGCACGAUGUUCUGGUGUGAUGACUGGCUAGGGUAUAGAUUGACGGACAAGCUGCAGGUACCUCACUUCAUGCAUGACUUUUUGAAGCAGGCCGUGGAUGAUUAUUUUUUUGAUGGGAUAUGGAAUUUCACUGAAGAUUUUAUUAUUACCUAUCCUGAUAUUGUCAUUGAUAUUUUAUUGCUUCAUGUGGGUGGUGACGAGGACACGCGAUACUGA
Salvia miltiorrhiza (redroot sage) is the source of this 1527-nucleotide messenger RNA. RefSeq lists its product as uncharacterized. The record is from RefSeq and is a predicted model, not a curated record. NCBI's taxonomy places the organism in Eukaryota, Viridiplantae, Streptophyta, Magnoliopsida, Lamiales, Lamiaceae. The coding region runs from base 1 to 1527 and encodes 508 amino acids. The transcript has 5 exons.